Messenger RNA from Fragaria vesca subsp. vesca, 1628 nucleotides. RefSeq names its product phosphoinositide phospholipase C 2-like. Lineage: Eukaryota; Viridiplantae; Streptophyta; Magnoliopsida; Rosales; Rosaceae. Bases 75 to 1628 code for a protein of 517 amino acids. The transcript is spliced from 10 exons. Gene Ontology annotation, biological process: lipid metabolic process; phosphatidylinositol-mediated signaling. Gene Ontology annotation, molecular function: phosphatidylinositol-4,5-bisphosphate phospholipase C activity. The record is from RefSeq and is a predicted model, not a curated record.
UAGAUUCCUCUUUAGAACAUAAAAUAAGAAUAUUCAGGCUCAAGGUGGCAGAGCCUCCAGAAGACAUCAAGAGAAUGUUUAAUAUGUAUGCCGAAAAUGGCACCAUCUCCCUCGAUGACCUUCACAGCUUUCUGGUUGAGUUUCAAGGAGAAGGUGAGGCGACCAAAGAAGAUGCACAGGCCAUUUUCAACAGUCUCAAGCAUCUCAACAUUUUCCAAAGAAAGGGCCUCCAUCUUGAUGCCUUCUUUCGGUAUCUUUUUGGUGAUCUGAACCCUCCAAUCUCUUCAAAGGUGCAUCAUGACAUGAAAGCUCCAUUGGCUCAUUAUUUCCUAUUCACCGGCCAUAACUCGUACCUGACUGGAAAUCAACUCAGCAGUGACAGUAGUGUCUAUCCCAUUAUCCAGGCACUCCAACGAGGAGUUCGAGUUAUUGAAUUAGAUUUGUGGCCUAAUUCUAAAAAGAAUGGCGUCGAGGUUCGUCAUGGAGGGACUUUGACUAGUCCGGUUGAACUCAUCAAAUGCUUGCGUGCUAUUAAGGACAAUGCUUUUACUGCUUCUGAAUAUCCAGUUGUAAUAACAUUUGAAGAUCACUUACCUUCUGAUCUUCAAGCUAAAGUGGCCAAGAUGGUGACUGAAACAUUUGGAGAUAUGCUCUACGUCCCUAAUUCGGAAUUUUUACCGGAAUUCCCUUCACCUGAAAUAUUAAAAAGAAGGGUUUUGAUUUCAACCAAGCCACCGGAGUAUCAUGAAUCUCAAAGGCGCACUGAUAAGGAUAGUGACGAAGAUGAUCCAGAUGAAGAUGAGGAGAAUUCUACUCUACAGUAUAAGCAGUUAAUUGCAAUCCAUGCUGGAAAACCAAAAGGGGGUUUUGAUAUGUGGCAUAUUGAUCCCAUGAAAGUCAGACGACUUAGCUUGAGCGAGCAACAACUCGAACGUGCAUCGAAAAAUCGUGGAACAGAUAUUGUUAGAUUUACACAAAGAAAUUUGUUAAGGAUAUAUCCCAAGGGUACACGUUUGGACUCAUCAAAUUAUGACCCUAUGCUUGGAUGGAGCCAUGGAGCUCAAAUGGUCGCAUUCAAUAUGCAAGGACAUGGAAAGCAUCUUCAUAUUAUGGAAGGAAUGUUUAGAGCCAAUGGAAGUUGUGGUUAUGUGAAAAAACCUGAUUUUUUACUUAGCAGCAGUUCAGAUAAUGAGGUUUUUAAUCCUGAAAAAUCGUUCCGAGUUAGGCAAAUCUUGAAGGUAAAACUUUACAUGGGUGAAGGAUGGCAUUCAGAUUUCCACCGCACACACUUUGAUCUUUAUUCCCCACCGGACUUUUUUGUGAGGGUUGGAAUUGCUGGAGUCCCAAAGGACACAAUAAUGCGGGAGACGAAGCCAAUCGAGGACGAGUGGAUUCCAGUGUGGAAUGAGGAGUUCAAAUUCCCAUUGAGUGUUCCAGAACUAGCUGUACUUAGAAUUGAAGUUAAAGAGUAUGACAAUUCUGGAAAUCAUGACUUUGGUGGCCAGACAUGUCUACCAAUAUCAGAGCUCAGAACUGGGUUCAGAGCAGUUCCUCUGCAUAAUAGAAGAGGGAUCAAGUAUAAAUCUGUGAAGCUUCUAAUGAAAUUUGAAUUUGAAAGUCCUGAAUGA